AUGUCUCCUGCUGUUAACAUGCUGACUGUAGUGCUGCUCCUGAUGCUCGGGGCGUCUGACUUGCAGGUACACGGGACAUUCAUCAACAGGGAUAAGACUUUGCUGAGCAGCGACUAUGGAAGACACAGUGUGAGGAAACAGCAACAGACAAAAAGUGACAUUCGCAAAAGUUUGGAUCUGGAGAGCUACAAAGUGCACGUGAACCCGACCACCAGCAGAAUCAGCCUCCCGACCAUCAUCAAGCUCCACCCCCCCACGGCCAUACCUUUCCACCUGCACGCCAACAUGCCCAUGCGUUUCGGCAGGGAGAAUUUGCCUGGUGAUGAAAUUACCAACCUGCCCCAGAGGUUUGGGCGCUCCUGGGACCUGUGUGCCGAGUGCCGUGAGGUCCGAGAAGCACAGCUGCCCCAGAGGUUUGGGCGUUCCUGGGACCUGUGUGCCGAGUGCCGUGAGGUCCGAGAAGCACAGCUGCCCCAGAGGUUUGGGAGAGGCAGUCCCUUCUGGGGCCUUCUGAGGACAAUGACCAAAGCACAGAUAUUUAACGGCUUGCAAUGGGCUGAAGUGUUUGACUUUACAACCAGCUCAGAAGAGUUGGAAAUGCAAGGAAAGACCUUUAAAGGGAUGAAAGGGGGUUUGACAAGCCAACACCAGGGUCUAUAUAACUUGUAAAUAUCAC
This is a messenger RNA of Gymnodraco acuticeps, 676 nucleotides long. It is a transcript of the gene npvf, whose product is annotated as neuropeptide VF precursor. The coding region runs from base 1 to 669 and encodes 222 amino acids. NCBI's taxonomy places the organism in Eukaryota, Metazoa, Chordata, Actinopteri, Perciformes, Bathydraconidae. The record is from RefSeq and is a predicted model, not a curated record. Gene Ontology annotation, molecular function: signaling receptor binding. The transcript has 3 exons. Gene Ontology annotation, biological process: negative regulation of gonadotropin secretion; neuropeptide signaling pathway.